Chanos chanos (milkfish) is the source of this 1173-nucleotide messenger RNA. RefSeq names its product UDP-GlcNAc:betaGal beta-1,3-N-acetylglucosaminyltransferase 5b (gene b3gnt5b). Gene Ontology annotation, biological process: protein O-linked glycosylation. The record is from RefSeq and is a predicted model, not a curated record. The transcript is spliced from 2 exons. NCBI's taxonomy places the organism in Eukaryota, Metazoa, Chordata, Actinopteri, Gonorynchiformes, Chanidae. The coding region runs from base 34 to 1173 and encodes 379 amino acids. Gene Ontology annotation, cellular component: Golgi membrane. Gene Ontology annotation, molecular function: N-acetyllactosaminide beta-1,3-N-acetylglucosaminyltransferase activity.
GCCCAGAUAGUUGAAAGAAGUAAAAGAGCGUCCAUGAUGUUUGUGAAUUUCCGCCUUAUCAGAAAAUGGCAACUUGUCCAGCUGAUAACGACUUGCCUUGUGUUGUCAGUGGUCAUGCUGUGGUGGGAAAGGCUCGAUGGUACUGUCGUGAGUCACAUGAAAUCCUACUCCUACCGUUACCUGCUGAACAACGUUAACUUCAACAACAGUUUCACUAUUAGCCGGGAAGAGGCUCGCAAAUUCAGCGAUCAUCAGUACCUGAUAAACCACAGGCAUAAGUGUGCUGACAGAGAUGUUCUGCUCCUGUUGUUUGUGAAAAGCUCCCCGGAAAACAUUGAAAGGAGACAGGCCAUUCGCUCUACAUGGGGAAAUGAGACAUAUAUUGAGAGGACACUGGGUGUGACUGUGAAAGUCUUGUUUGCCUUGGGUCUUGACCCUCAGCCUCAACAAAGGAAGAAGCUUCAGCAGAACCUGCUUCGUGAGAACCAGAGCCACCAGGACCUGAUCCAGCAGGAUUUCAUUGACACCUUCCACAACCUCACCAUUAAGCUUCUCCUGCAGAUUGGCUGGACGCACACUUACUGCAGCCAUGCUCGGUUCUUCAUGUCUGCCGAUGACGACAUCUUCGUUCACAUGCCCAACUUGGUCCGCUACCUGCAGAAAGCAGAUCGCAAAGGAGUGCAAGACUUCUGGAUUGGCCGAGUGCACCGAGGAGCCCCUCCUAUUAGACGCAAAGACAGCAAAUAUUAUGUUUCCCAAGAGAUGUACCCUUGGUCCUUGUAUCCAGACUAUACCCCUGGAGCUGGAUAUGUGGUCUCCAGAGAUGUUGCCUCAAAGGUAUACCAGGCGUCUCGCACUCUGAAUGCUUCAUUAUACAUAGAUGACGUCUUUAUGGGCAUUUGUGCCAGUGCUAUGGGUAUCUCUCCCAAAGAGCAUGUUUUCUUCUCAGGUGAGGGUAAGGCUCCCUAUCACCAUUGCAUCUACAAUCAGAUGAUGACGUCACAUGGGCAUGUAAAGGACAUCUAUGAACUCUGGAGGAAUGCCACGGACCCUGAGGUCAGAAAGGUGUCCUCUGGAUUUCUGGGAAUGUUGUAUUGCACGCUGGUUAAAGUGAAGCUCCUUUGUAAACCGUAUUUCUUUAAUACGUACCCAUGCAAGGCAGCUUUUCUGUGA